CGGCGUGCGCAGGCGCAGACGUGAGGCGCGAGCGCCGAGUAGCUGAUCGAGCGCGCCCCGCCCCCGACGCCAUCUCCCGGACCGCGAGCCGUCCAGGUCUCAGUGCUGUGGCCGCCACAGAGCCUAGAGGAUGUUUCACGGGAUCCCAGCCACUCCGGGCAUAGGAGCCCCUGGGAACAAGCCAGAGCUGUAUGAGGAAGUGAAGUUGUACAAGAAUGCCCGGGAGCGGGAGAAGUACGACAACAUGGCAGAGCUGUUCGCGGUGGUGAAAACAAUGCAAGCCCUGGAGAAAGCCUACAUCAAGGACUGCGUCUCCCCCAGCGAGUACACGGCAGCCUGCUCCCGGCUCCUGGUCCAGUACAAAGCUGCCUUCAGGCAGGUUCAGGGCUCAGAAAUCAGCACUAUUGACGAGUUCUGCCGCAAGUUCCGCCUGGAUUGUCCACUGGCCAUGGAGCGGAUCAAGGAGGACCGACCCAUCACCAUCAAGGACGACAAGGGCAACCUCAACCGCUGCAUUGCCGACGUAGUCUCGCUCUUCAUCACGAUCAUGGACAAGCUGCGCCUGGAGAUUCGCGCCAUGGAUGAGAUCCAGCCCGACCUGCGAGAGCUGAUGGAGACCAUGCACCGAAUGAGCCACCUCCCGCCCGACUUUGAGGGUCGCCAGACGGUCAGCCAGUGGCUGCAGACCCUGAGCGGCAUGUCGGCAUCAGACGAGCUGGACGACUCACAGGUGCGUCAGAUGCUGUUCGACCUGGAGUCAGCCUACAACGCCUUCAACCGCUUCCUGCAUGCCUGAGCCCGUGGCGCCAGCCCCUGCACGGAAGGGCAGAGUCUGAGGCGAUGACUCCUGGUCCCCUAUCCGCCACACAGGCCCUGGUCAUCCACACAACUCACUGUCUGCAGCUGCCCAUCUUGUGUCUGUCUUUGGUGUCAGGACUUUGGGAGCCGGGCCCCUCCCCACAAUAAAGAUACUCCUGUGACCCUCC
Molecule: messenger RNA, 986 nt
Organism: Cercocebus atys (sooty mangabey)
Lineage: Eukaryota; Metazoa; Chordata; Mammalia; Primates; Cercopithecidae
Gene: VPS28
Product: vacuolar protein sorting 28 homolog (S. cerevisiae)
Exons: 10
Coding region: 131-796 (221 amino acids)
Biological process (GO): protein transport to vacuole involved in ubiquitin-dependent protein catabolic process via the multivesicular body sorting pathway
Cellular component (GO): ESCRT I complex
Molecular function (GO): protein-containing complex binding
Source: RefSeq, a predicted model, not a curated record